CAAAGAUGGCUGCCAUAGCAUCCGAUUAUGGGUUCGGUUUUUCGCUCUGAACGCUAGAGGAAUAUACCCGGGUUUUGAACGUCACGUUAUAUCAGUGUGACUAGUUGACUUCUAAAAAAUGGACGUUUUGCGCCCCACUCUUAUUAACAUCGGAGGACGAAUAUACAGGAAGAACAUGGUCCGUGAGACCGAUUACCGAAAUGAAGAGGAGGAGGAGGAUGAUUUCUAUCGAGAGCCAAUGCAGUGUUUAGAUGAGCCUUGCGAUGACAUCACCGUGGAAGAGACCGAGAAAGGAUUCCAGUGUAGAUUAGAGCUUCCCAGUCCACUAUUCAAGUACAUCAUAGGGAAAAAAGGGGAGACCAAAAGGAACCUGGAAUCAGACACACGUACCGCUAUCAGCAUUCCUCGGCCUGGGAUGGAAGGAGAAAUUGUAAUUACUGGGCAGCACCGCAAUGGUGUCAUUUCAGCACGGACUCGAAUCGAGCUGCUCGCAGAGACUUUUCGCAAGAAGCAGCCAUUUACCCACUUCCUGUCCUUUGCUCUCAACAUGCCGGAUAUCCAAGAGAGAUUUUCACAGUUUAAAGAGGAGGUCCUGUCAAAAUGUUCCAAGGAUCGUGGGAUAGAAAGCACCAUAUUUCAGAACCCAGCCAAACUUCAUCUGACCAUUGGAACCCUAGUUCUGCUAAAUGAGAAAGAAGUCCAACAGGCAUGUGACCUCCUUCACAGCUGCAAAGAGGAAUUCCUGGACAAAAUUGCUGCUGGGAAGCCCAUGCAGGGUAAAGUCGUGGGGAUCGAGUACAUGAACGAUGAUCCAGCAAUGGUAGACAUCUUGUAUGCAAAAGUGCAAAUGAUGGACGGGUCAGAAAGAUUACAGCUCGUAGCCGACCGCCUUAUGCAGAGAUUUGUAAGAUCUGGGUUAAUGUUGAAAGAAUGGGACAGAAUAAAACUGCAUGCCACUGUAAUGAACACUUUGUUCCGGAAAGACCCUUUAGCUGAAGAGAGAAAUAGCAUACCCUCUGGAAAACCCAGCCAAAGAGAGAGGGAGUCAUUUGAUGCCAGAAACGUAUUGAAGCAUUUUGACAGCUUCUACUUUGGAGAACUCAACUUGAAUACAAUUCAUCUUUCCCAACGAUUCUCUGUGGAUUCCUCUGGUUACUACGCCUCAGCUGGCCAGGUCACCAUCUCCUAAGGACACAGCAUCUCAGUAGCUCUGAAAGUUACCCUCCUUUUUUUUAAUGAAAUUGUCAAAGCAUGGAAAUACAAGAUACUAAAAACAACAA
Messenger RNA from Spea bombifrons (plains spadefoot toad), 1280 nucleotides. It is a transcript of the gene ASCC1, whose product is annotated as activating signal cointegrator 1 complex subunit 1. Gene Ontology annotation, biological process: DNA alkylation repair; regulation of DNA-templated transcription. Gene Ontology annotation, cellular component: nucleus. Gene Ontology annotation, molecular function: RNA binding. The record is from RefSeq and is a predicted model, not a curated record. The transcript has 10 exons. The coding region runs from base 119 to 1189 and encodes 356 amino acids. NCBI's taxonomy places the organism in Eukaryota, Metazoa, Chordata, Amphibia, Anura, Pelobatidae.